ACAUUAACCAGGUGCGAUCCUUAUCCGCGUUGCCCUGCGCGCCUCUGCUUUGCUUGCUUUGCUUUGCUUCCGAGUCGAUCCUGCCCUGAACCUGCAGAAACCUGGCAAGAUGCAACUUGGAAACCUCUGACCGGAACAAACUUAAGCCUGGGGUCGGGGAGAGAAAUCUAUCCUCCCAGGACUUCCCGGUCUCCCUUUCCUGGGCUGUUCUGGGUCUGGGGUCUUCUCCGAGCGCCUUCCUUGGCCCGGUGCGGUGCUCUUCAGGCUCCCCCCUCUUCUCUCUCUCUCUCUCUCUCUCUCUGUUUCCCUCCCUCUUUCCCUGGUCUCUCCUCCUCCCCAUCCCCUGCCGAUCACUCUCUGCCUCUCCUCUCUUUCUCCUCCUCCUCCUCUGGCUCCUCUCUUUCUCCAUUUGAAGGUGCUCAGGGACCGGGGAGGGGGUCUUUCCUGGACCGAUUUCUCUCCCCUCCUGCCUCCGACCCCAUCCCCGAUGCCAUGGCCGGGAGCGAGUGGGACUGGUUUCAGCGGGAGGAGCUGAUCGGGCAGAUUACGGAUCUCCGAGUCCAAAACCUCCAAGUGGAGAGGGAAAAUGUUCAGAAAAGAACUUUCACCCGAUGGAUAAAUCUGCAUUUGGAAAAGUGUAGCCCCCCUCUGGAAGUGAAAGAUCUGUUGGUUGACAUUAAAGAUGGCAAGAUUUUGAUGGCUUUACUAGAAGUUUUGUCUGGACAAAAUCUGCUGCAUGAGUACAAGCCUUCAACCCACCGUAUAUUUCGACUGAACAACAUUGCAAAAGCCCUAAAAUUUUUGGAAGACAGCAAUGUAAAGCUGGUUAGCAUUGAUGCAGCUGAAAUAGCAGAUGGAAACUCCUCUAUGGUAUUAGGGCUGAUAUGGAACAUAAUCUUGUUUUUUCAGAUUAAGGAACUUACAGGCAACCUCAACAGGAACUCUUCUUCUUCUAGCCUGUCAUCGGGGCCCAGCGGCCCUGAUUCAGACACCUCCCAUCCCAACACGCCUAAUGUGGAGAAAAACAUGUCUGUUGGAGUUAAAGAUCAGCGGAAAGCCAUCAAAGCCAUUUUAACCUGGGUUCAAAGGAAAACAAGGAAGUAUGGCGUUGCAGUUCAGGACUUUGCCAGCAGUUGGCGAAGUGGCCUUGCAUUUCUGGCUGUGAUCAAAGCAAUAGAUCCUAACUUGGUGGACAUGAAGCAAGCUUUGGAAAAAACAUCCCUGGAAAACUUAGAGGAUGCCUUUACUAUUGCACAAGACUAUCUUGGUAUUCCUAGAUUGUUGGAGCCAGAAGACAUCAUGGUUGAGUCACCCGAUGAACAGUCGAUUGUGACCUAUGUGGCACAGUUUUUGGAGCAUUUCCCAGAACUGGAAAGGGAAGAUUUUUCAGAUCCAGACAAGGAGUUUCCAGUUGAAUCUACUUAUGUCCAUGUCAAAGAGUCACCAGGGGAUGAAAUACAAGGGAAGGUUUUAAUUCUGAAUGAAAAUGGAGAGCACACAUAUACUCCUGUCCUAAACAGAAGCCACUCACCACCUCCCAAAAUCCACAUCCUGAGUUUACCCCUUGAUCAGGAGAACCAAGAACGUAAUGAUAAUCAGGAUCACUCACUGUCUAAUCACCCAGAGACUUUGAGAGGAGAACUCCAGAGGCCAAGCUCACUGCCAAUAACAGAACCUAUUGGUUUUCAGACUGGUCCUAAUGCUGACAUUCUCACCAAAAAUGUGAACAGAUCUGAAGGGAAUCAACGGAGGAUGAGUGAACCCCUGACACACAAUGAGGACCAUUCCCCAACCAUUCUUAUGUAUCGCACCCACUCUCUUGAACCAGUUGAAACUGAAGAGUCAAAAUCAACCAGCGAAACAAAAGAAACACCCGAGAGAAGGACUCGUUCCUUACCUUGGACUUCAAAUUCACCUAAAAACAUACGAGAGCAUCAAACAAAGGACCUUGAGCAUCCAAUUUUAGAUUCUCAGGAGGAAGAGAGUGCCCAUAAAUAUGUAUUACAAAUGUUGCAUGAGGAAAUAUCAAAGUUUCCAGAAAAUCAUGAGCAUGCAAAGCAAGUGGCAGACAAGAACAAAAUGCCUAAUUCUUGCCAGGAAAUAGAUGAACCUGACUUCAGUGAUACUUCUGAGGCAUCGUGUCCAUCUGAAUGUUUUUCUUUACCAAUCAGAAACACUCCCAAGAGCCUGGAUAUUACCAGCGAAGAUGUGCCAGUGAGUGUGAAGCCACCAAAUUCUUCUAAAGUUUCUGUAAUUCCCCAUGACCUCUUCUAUUAUCCACACUAUGAUGUCCCCAUUUCAGAAGUGUUGGAUGCCUUUGCCACACCAGACCAAGACUUAGACCCAGAUCCAUCCCUUUCAGAAAACAAUAAAAUCUGUGCUGAGCUCAUAGUAAAUUGUUUAGCUGAAAAAGAGACACAUAGUCUAAACUUUGAGGAGGGCAUUUCUAAGUUAAGCCUAUACACCAAAGCACCAGCAACAGCAGAGGAUAAAGGACUAGAAAAGCAAAAGAAAGAUUCUCAUAAGAAGUCUUCUCAUAGCAAGGCUAUGCCUGCAGGGAAGACUGUGUGCCUGAAAGCAAACAGCAGUGUAUCCUCUGCUGAGAAAGAUUCUGGUCACCCAGCUAUCCCUGUGAUUGUGGUGAACGAGUUUGAUACUGCAGCUGAAGAAAGAAAACCGCCAGAAGAAAAAAGUAAAAAGAAAGAGAAACGGAAAAACAAGGCAAUUUUACAAGGAGAAAACCCCCAGAGUCCAAAAGCUUGCUCUACUCGGUUACUAGAUAAGCAAGAAGAUGAACCUAUGGAUCAUCAGGGACUUUCAAGAAUUAGCCAUAGUGAUCCCAAUGUUGUUUUCCAAAGAUAUGUUUCUGAUUCUACCUGUAAGGAAAAUGGUGGUGCUGAUCUACAGAUGAGCACAGCUGCAAGUGAAAGCACAAAUCCUUCUAUCAGGAAGAGAAAAGACACUGAAAAGAAAGAAUCUCCAGAAAAGUCCAGCUCACAUAUUACUUCUUCACGGACAGACCAACCUGAGCUCUUUUACUUCAUAAUUUUCCUGUGGAUACUUGUCUACUGCUUAAUGCUCCUUCCACAGCUUGUUAGCAGCACACAUUGAUCUCUGUGAGUGAGUCAGAAUAAUAAAAGAUAGCAGCUUGAUGUGUUUUUGUUUAUGUAUCCCCUAAAUCCUUUCCCUCAGGAAAAAGACACAUCAGCCGAAAUGGCAGGGUCUGGGGUCAGACCCCAAGAAGAACCCUGCGGGAUCUGACCAAAGGCCAAUCUAGGCUGGUUUUGUCUUCUCAGGGUGGACAACCAAAUUUCUUUGAGGGGCCCACAGCAGGACGAGUAAAAUAGCACUACCCUGCUCAGUCUCUAAGCAACUGGGCUUCAAAGAUAUAUUGCAUCUUAUAUCAGAGGUAACAGAGAGCCAUCACAAUUAGUAGCCAUUGAUAGCCAUAUUGUCUAUGAAUCUAGUCAGUCUCAUUUUAAAGCCGUCUACAUCAGUAAUUAAUUUUUAGCUGUCCUGAAUAUUCCACUUUUUGUCUUCGUUGGAUGCUUCCAAGCUCUACUAUUAUGAAGGAAAUAUCUCCUUAUCUUCUUUAUCUGCACAUCAUAUUUUAUAUACCUCUAUCAUUUUCUUUUCCUGGAAAAAAACCCGAGACAUUGAGACUUUCCCUGAUAGAAUUCAGAUUUCAUUCCAAGGGGGUUCUUAAUUUGUUUACUAUUGUAUCCUGUUAUAUUAUGAAGACCAGCACAUUUGACUUUGUGUACAUAUAUUAUAUAUUUAUAUAUUGAUAGAUAGAUCUAUAUAGAAUGAAGUCACUGGGCUGAUAAUUCACAAUUUUGUAUGUCUGUGCCUUGCUUUAUAGGAUGCUAAAAAUGUCUAAUCUUUUAGGGGGAAAUCUAGAUUUAGUGUGUUCUAGUCCUCAAAUUAUUCUCAUAAUUCUAAUUUAUCUACAGCUAUGGAAUUUGCCAAAUGCAUAUGUGUUUAUGUAUGUAUGUGCGUUUUUUUGUUUUUUUUAAAGUUAGCUUCCUAGUAGAUAUUUCUGGUUGGAAAAAGUUGCCAUUCUUUGAUUAAAAUUAUGGAUUUUUUAAAUUGUUAUCUAGCAUGUUCAGCAAGUUAAGUUAUGACAGAAAAAUCAGGACUGGUCAUAGGGUUCGUUAUGUUAGUAAUAUGUACUGUGAUUUAAGACUACAAUUUAGCCAUCUUGAUAUAUGAGAAGUAAAUAGAUAUUCCAGGUAGAAACAAAAGUGGAGGAGGAAUCUGAUUCAUUUUCAGUGAAAUGUGUAGGGGGGAAAUCUUGUGUCUUUGAGUUAUGAAUGGGAGGGAGAGUGAGGGCAGCAACCCCUAUUUUGAAAUGCAAUGUUCAUGAUGCUAUGUUUUAUAGAUGGGCAGUGGCAUCCUAUCUAUCAAGGAGAACCAACAUGGUUUAGUGGUUUGAGGUUGAAUUAUGACUAUGUAGAACAUUGGGCGACCUGGGCAACUCACAAAGCCUUAGAAAAACCCAUGGCCGUUCCAUCACUAUAAAUCAGAAAUGACUUGAAGGCACACAGUAACAAUAGCAACAUCCUAAUUCAGAAGGUGUUCUCUCUCCAUGGUAUGACUGGGGAUCAUGUGGUAUGUAGGUUCCACCCAGCUCUUACAGGGAGGGUUCCAUAUGUCCCUUUGGUCACUGUAGACCUAUCCAUUGUUGGGGCGAGGGAGGUGCAAAUUAGAUUCCAGGUGCCCUAUUUUAGCUUCUAAAUUGUGCUUCCUCAUCCCUGGAAUAGCAAAAAACUGGAAGUCACUUCUAAUCACUACUAAGUGUCCAUGUAUGGCUUGAUAUAGAUUCAGAAGAGCCAAAAAUACCUCUGAUCUGUAGCACAUCACUGCUUCAAUUCUAGAAGUCAGUAUUGGCUAUGAAACUCCAACCAAAAUACCCUCUUGGGCUGGUUGAUCUUCUCACAGAGCACCCAAAACAUCUCUGCUAGCUAAGAUCCGCAGACAGGUAAGCCAAAAAUAUGUCAGAUGAAAGCAAGAGUGAAAACAGCUUAAUUCCAAACUCCUUCAACCCAGCAACAUAGCCAGAAUGCCAGUUCACAUACUGAGAUACUCUUAGUGUGAUUUCUAGUUUCACUUACAGAAAGAUUUGAGUGGAAUACAGCUUUCACUAGCUGAUGGCCAUCUUGGCCUGAUAGUAUAAUGCUUCAAGCCAGGAACAGAUAAUUUGUUGUCUUGAUGCUAACAUAUUAAAAGCAAUUCAAUCCAUGGAAUUUCCAAGGUAAUUACCCAGCACCAGAGCUGCAGUGUGACUUAUUUGUCCCGCUGAACUGCAGAGCUGUUUGCCUAAGUAUUCCUACAUGAAUGUGUAUCAGCUCAACAAACACAGGCUGAAAAAACAACUAGUUGUCUUUUGAAGAUUAAGAAUGCUCAGAAAAAAAUUCAGAAUGUCCUCAUGCUGGCAUUAAGAAUGUAAGAAAUGUAGUGCUGGAACAGUCCAGGGUCCACCAGGUCACCAGUUUGGCUCCCAGCUUCAGGCAGCUAGAUGCUUACAGACAGCUUAGAAAAGGUACAUGAAAGCAAUAGCCAUCAUUGCUCUGUGCAUCUGAUACAGCAAGGCAGAUUGCCAACUAAAUGUCUGGCCGAACUAGAUUUAGUCUGCAGCCCUUAAGCCCAUUAUUUGCUUCUUGAUAAACAGCUGAUCCAUACUGUGAAGCUUCUUUUAGACUAAGGAUGGUGAACACAUUCCUAUUAGACCAGGGCCCACUCUUCUAAUGUGAAAUUCUUGUAGCUGGAACAUGCCUAAACUUUCUGAUUUUCCACCUCCACUGUGUGAUUGAUCUCUACCAGUACAAUGAAAAAGAUGGAGAAUCAGUGACAUGUCUACCUCCAUUCGAGGUAGUCAUAUGUAAGACCAGGUCUUGGACUGAGACAGGUGCUACUGUUGCCUUGGGUUUCCUUGCAAUUGGCGUACAAAAUAUCACACUUUUCCCUUUGGGUCUGUCCAUGCAAUUUCAGAUUACUUGAUCCAUCAAAUUUUUCCUGAAAUACAUUCCCAAUGCCUGGUCUCUGCAAAUGAAAGCCAGACUCCUUGCUUUCUUUCUGCAUCAGAUUAGCACUGCAGUAAGAGACCUUCACUGAAUAACAUAAGUCAGUCAUUUUUGUGUCAUACACUUCUGGUUUUGUCCAGUGUCCUGAUCACCAAAAGAAAUUGUUCAGAAAUUGUAUUUGUCUACAGCUCUUCCUGCCCCCCAAGCUGGCUGUGAGUCACAUUGUUUAGAAUUGGAAGCCAUCUAGAAAGAGCAGCAUGGCACUUUCAAACCUGUUUGCCUCCGUGCUUGAUGUGAUUGAUAGCCAUCCAAAAAGAUUUCCUCUGUUAGGAAAAUAAGGAUAACUAUAUAUUAUUAUUCCCUCAUCCCUAGUGUUCUUUUUAACAUUCCAGAGCCAUUCAAACAGGAGAUUCCUCAGAUCAAACCCUGCAUAGUUUGCAGCCACUGCCCCAAAUGACAUGCAGUUAGUAGAAUACAAGGGUAGUGAAUAGCCUUUCUUCUGUCUCAUAAGAAGAAAAAUAUGUUGUGUUUUCUGAAAAUGAAUAAUUAUUUGACAUUGCAGGUAGAGUAUCCCUUGUCCGAAAUGCUUGAGACCAAAAAGUACUUUGAAUUUUGUUUUUAAAAGGAGGAUUUUGGAAUACCUUUACAGUAGAGUCUCACUUAUCCAAGCUAAAUGGGCCGGCAGAAACUUGGAUAAACAAAUAUCUUGGAUAAUGAGGACGGAUUAAGGAAAAGCCUAUUAAACAUCAAAUUAGGUUAUGAUUUUACAAAUUAAGCACCAAAACAUCAUGUUUUACAACAAAUUUGACAGAAAAAGUAGUUAAUAUGCAGUAAUGUUAUGUUGUAAUUACUGUAUUUACGAAUUUAGCACCAAAAUAUCACAAUAUAUUGAAAACAUUGACUACAAAAAUGGCUUGGAUAAUCCAGAGGCUUGGAUAAGCGAGGCUUGGAUAAGUGAGACUCUACUGUAUUUGCAUAUAAACACAUAAUGAGAUAUUUUGGAGCUGGGAUCAAACUCUAAACAUGAAAUUCAUUUAUGUUUGAUAUACAGCUUUUCAACAUAGCCUAAAGGUAAUUUUAUAGAUUAUAUUUUUAAUAAUUUUGUGCAUUAAAUGAAACUUGUGCACACUGAACCAUCAGAAAGCAAAGGUGUCACUAUCUCAUCUGUCUAUGUUAAGGGUGUCAAACUCAUUUUCACCAAAGGCCACAUCAACCUUAUGGUUUCCUUCAAAGGGCCGGUUGUAAUUGUAAGACUGUAUAAAUGAAAUUCUGUUGGUCUGGCAUGGAAAGCUUCACAGGCCACAUAAAAUGACAUACUGAGUUGGAUUUGACCUGUGCGCCAUGUAUUUGACAGGUGUGGUCUAUGUGGAUACGUUUAGAUUUCAGAGUAUUUCAGAUUUUGAAAUUCUAGACAAGGGAUGUUCAAGCUGUACCAGCAUCAUACAGGCCUCAUCCCAGAUGUCAGUAUUCCAGAUAACUUUGCAUAGUAUUGCAAGCUGCACUCUUUGAUGGGGCCAAUAAAGACUGUGACAUUAUUAAAUCUCUUCAGCUCUCCAAGCAGCACUCUCUAAAUGUGGGAGGUCGAAAUUGAAUUGUUACUCAUAACUUGAAUCAAUGAGAACUUGGUAAAUCAACUUUGAUGUGAGUUCGAUUAGAGCAGGCAUUGACAAACUGCAGCCUUCCAGGUUUUUUGGAUGUCAAUUUCCACAAUGCCUAACAGCCAGUAGGCUGUUAGGAAUUGUUGGAGUUGAUGUCCAAAACACCUGGAAGUUUGCCCAUGCUUGCAUUAGUGUUCUACUUUAGCUGGAACUAACAAUUGUAUUAAAUUCGUAGGUUCAAUCCCUAUCAGUGCCGUCCAUAACAGCCCGUAAUUGCCGAGAUGCAGGGAGUUGUGUAAAAAAAAUCAGGCUACAUGUAUAAGCUAUACAUGAAACAUAAAUGAAUUGAAUCCUGUUCAACUAUAUUGUAACCUUAGAUGCAAACGUGAAUGCCCAAAAUAAAAAAUGCAACCCUCCUUUGGGGUUUCCUCACCCACUGGACCAAACCAAUAACGUAUAGGGAUUAAAGCGAACUACUGCUGCUGCCUCUUCUAGCUUGUCUGCUUUAUUCUCAUUAAUACCUUUUGCCAUCUUGACCACAUUGAUGCUGCUCAGUAGAAGGAAAACAACAAUUGCUGGAGUUUCAGUUUUACAAGGUCUGUAGCCAAAUAGUGCCUGUACCUUGCCCAAACUACAACUCCAGUGAUUCCUUGGCAUUUAUCCAUGGCAGUUAAAGAGGGAUGUUAAACCACAUUAAUUCUACAGUGUAGCUGCAUCCCGAGUCACCUAGCCUCCCUUAACAGAGCCUGAGAGUGGCCACUAAAAAAGCCCUCACUCAAACCUUGAGAAGACAUAUCUCCAGUGCCGAUGGGAUUGAAAGAAGGGCUGCAAAUGAAGACUUUUAAACACAGGCAGACAGCUAAACUGCCUCAUCAUCCUUGGAGGAAAAGUGGGAUAGAAAUAUAAUCAACAAAUAGAGUUAAACUGUUUUCUGGAUAGAACUACAGUCUUGCAAAUUCCUUCUCCAUUGUACACUGCAGUUCAUGUAGUAGGUUGGUGUCCUAUACACAUUUCCUGGGAAGAAAAACAGCCUGAAUUUUCCAGGACAUGUGACUAAAUGUGAAUAGGACAGUACUGUUAAUGCUGAUUACUUGACUCUAUAAACUACUAGUAACAUUUGACUUAAUUAAUUUUACUUUGGUCAGGGAAAUAUUUGAACAUUUUUCUUGAGAUGGGACAAUCUAAAAGAUGGAUUUGCUGAGGAAAGUAUGUAUUUAAAAGCACAGAAAUAGGUUAGCACAUUACAUAUUUCGGGUAUAUUUUCCUAGUCAGACUAUACACUGAAUGUUUGCACUUAGUCUCAAACAUAUUUUUUAAAAUAUGAAAUGUUUUAUGUACGGCUGAAACAAAAAGCAAAGAGUUUUUGGAGGGCUGGUGAACGGUUAAUUUUUUAAAUGAUGCAAUAGAGAACAGCUUGAAACUGUAUUUUCUAAUGCCACAAAUUUUGAAAUAAAUGGAUGGAUUUUCUGUAUGAGA
Molecule: messenger RNA, 9097 nt
Organism: Anolis carolinensis (green anole)
Lineage: Eukaryota; Metazoa; Chordata; Lepidosauria; Squamata; Anolidae
Gene: clmn
Product: calmin
Exons: 13
Coding region: 493-3111 (872 amino acids)
Biological process (GO): nuclear migration
Cellular component (GO): meiotic nuclear membrane microtubule tethering complex; nuclear outer membrane; cytoplasm
Molecular function (GO): actin filament binding
Source: RefSeq, a predicted model, not a curated record